GACAGGUGCGCGAGGCUGAAUGCCCGGGACCCGCGGCAGGGCCGGAAGCUGCGCAGAGAAAAAGGUCGCUUUUAGCCAGGUCUUUCAGUAUCUGUAGACAAAAUGGAAUCAACUCCAUUUAAUAGACGGCAAUGGACUUCACAAUCAGUGAGAGUAACAGCCAAAGAACUUUCUCUCAUCAACAAGAACAAGUCUUCAGCUAUUGUAGAAAUAUUCUCCAAGUACCAGAAAGCAGCUGAAGAAGCAAACAUGGAAAAGAGGAGAAGUAACACUGACAAUCACCCCCAGCACUUCAGAAGGGGGAUCCUAACUGUGCUGAAGAAGAAGUGGGAGAACCCAGGGCUGGAAACAGAGUCUCACACAGACUCCCUGAGAAACAGCAGCGCUGAGGUCAGACACAGAGGCGACCAUCCAACAGCUGAAGUGGCACGCAGCUCUGCUUCGGGGACUGAAGCUAACCAAGAGGACCCACUUCCCUCCACACCUACAGUCACAGCGCCUCCGGAAGCCCUUCCUCAGUAUCGGUAUCCCCGCGUUGAGGACGGUGAGGAUCUCCAAAACCACUCACCAGAAAGUGAAAAAAUGGAAAAUUGGCUGGGAGAAUCAAGGCAUGAAAUAGGAAAACCUGAAAUCAGUGAAAACACAGAAGCUGCAAACAAAAUAGAGAAAUACAAUGUUCCACUGAACAGGCUUAAGAUGAUGUUUGAGAAAGGUGAACCAACUCAAACCAAGCUUCUUCGGACCCAAAGCAGAAGUACAGGUGGAAGGAAGGUCUCUGAAAACAACUAUUCUCUGGAUGACUUGGAACUAGGCCCAGGUCAGCUGUCAUCUUCUGCACUCAACUCAGAGAAAAGCGAGAGUCGGAGAAAUCUGGAGCUACCCCGCCUGUCAGAAACUUCCAUCAAGGAUCGAAUGGCAAAGUACCAAGCUGCUGUGUCCAAGCAAAGCAAUUCCACCAACUACUUGAACGAGUUGAGAACCAAUGGUGGUGAAAUCAAAACCCAUAAGUUGGAGCAAAAGGAGAAUGUGCCUCCAGGUCCUGAGGUCUGCAUCUCCCAUCAGGAUGGAGAAAAGUUUUCUGCAACUGAAAAUAGCCUGCCAAUCCGUUCCACCCCUGCUGAAGAUGACUCCUGUAAGCAUUUGUUCUUAGAUCUGGAAGGUAACUCUAAGGUUAAGAGUGAGGUCCAACAGCCGGUCCAUCCCAAGCCACCAAAUCCAGAUGCCAGAGCCUCCAGCCUUUCUGAAAGUUCUCCUGCCAAAGCAGUGAAGAAGUUUCAGGCACCUGCAAGAGAGACUUGUGUGGAAUGUCAGAAGACCGUCUACCCGAUGGAGCGACUUUUGGCCAACCAGCAGGUGUUCCACAUCAGCUGCUUCCGGUGCUCCUACUGCAACAACAAACUUACUCUAGGGACAUACGCAUCUUUACAUGGGAGAAUCUACUGCAAGCCUCACUUCAAUCAGCUCUUUAAAUCUAAAGGCAAUUAUGAUGAAGGCUUUGGGCACAGACCCCACAAAGAUCUAUGGGCAAGCAAAAAUGAAAAUGAAGAGACUUUGGAGAGACCAGCUCAGGUACCAAAUGCAGGGGAGACCCCUCAGAGCCCAGGUGUUGAAGAUGCCCCCAUCGCUAAGGUCGGUGUGCUAACUGCGAGCAUGGAAGCCAAGGCCUCCUCUCAGCGGGAGAAGGAGGAAAAACCAGCCGAAACUAAGAAACUGAGGAUCGCCUGGCCGCCCCCCACGGAUCUUGGCAGUUCGGGAAGUGCUUUGGAGGAAGGGAUCAAGGUAUCCAAGCCCAAGUGGCCACCUGAGGAUGACGUCAGCAAGCCCGAAGCUCCUGAGGAUGUAGCUCUAGAUUUGAAGAAGCUAAGACGGUCGUCUUCGCUGAAGGAAAGAAGCCGCCCCUUCACUGUAGCAGCUUCCUUUCGAACCACUUCUGUUAAGGGCCCCAAACCCCUGUCCUCACCUGUUAGGAAAGGCAGGAGUGUAUCAGAGCAGAGUGAGGAGUUAGGAGGAGGAGCAGCAACGGCAACGAAACAAGUGGAAAAUGCCGACACCUGUGAGAAGACUGGGGCUGUGGGAAGAAGGACCUGGCAGAACGAGGAAUCUGGAGGGGAGGCCGGAAGGAGAAGUAAGGAAGUUCAUGAUUUUGAGAUGGGGAAUGAGAAUCUGAUAGAAAAUGGUGCAAACUCAGAUGAAGAUGAUAGAAACCUUCUCAAACAGCAGUUGCCCCUGGAACCCAACCCAAGUUGGCCCAGCUUUGCAGACGACACCUCCACCAAUGAAUUCACUACUCAGAAGCAGAAAUCCCAGGAUGCAGGCUUCUGGGAGGGAGAUGUAGAGCUGUCUGUGGAAGAACAGAUAAAGAGAAAUCGGUAUUAUGAUGAGGAUGAAGAUGAGGAUGAGGAAUGACAAAUUACCGCGAUGCAGGGCCUUAAAUUCAUGUUAGUGUUAGAGAGCCACUGCCCUUUACGAAAGUAAUUCAUGGAAACAGGUAUCUUAGCAUGAAGUCUAAUUUAUAUGGAUGUAACUUUGGAAGAGUUCCUGCUUCAAAAAAAUCCCAUGCUGCAGUUUAAGUAAACCAAUUCUACAAUCUAGAGAUAGUUAUUUUAAUCCUCUGUUUUAGCAAAUGAUGACAUGCCUAAGUGCUUUACGGGCUUCCAAGGGAGGAUGGAUGUUCCAACUGAUACAGUCCAGAUUCCACUGUAUUCCCAAAAGGCAAUAUGAAAUUAGGUAGAUAGUAGUAUAUUGUUACACUAAAAUUCAGUUAUGGAAUUAGAGAACAUACAGAAGGGAUUUAGGAACCCAAACAUGAAUGAGUGUACUUUGGUAUAAAGGGUACAGUUUAUAUAUUUUUAAAUGAAUAUCAAUUUAAUUGUUUCGUAUUCAUCUGUUAAGAGAUCAAAUAUUUAGUCUUUUAAAAAUAUUUUAGUCUACUUUUCUUACUGUGAUAUAUAUGGGGAAUUUAUUGCUUUGUAUCUUGUUCUCUAAGCCACAUUUAGAACUGGAUUAUUGAAAUAUGACAGUCAUCUUUUUGGAAUACCCUUUGAGCACCUUUGGUGCUUGGAGAGAUCCACUGUCUCCUAAAAUAUGCUGCGGUAUUUGCUGAGUUUGACUACACCACAAGCGGUCGCUUUUUUCUUUGGUGUGGCAUCCAUGCUUUGCAUAAUUUACCAAAGCUGCAAUAUUUUUAUAAGAUCUUUUGUAUUGUUGUUUACCACAUUGCACAUUAGAGCAAAGUGAGAUGUUUAAAAGAGGAAGAGCAGAGAGAAUAUCUUAAGGUUCAGAUCCCCAUGCCCUAUAUUCCACUUCUGAUAUCCCCUUUCGCAGACAGUUUUUAAAAUACCAGCUUUGAAAUGUAUUGAUUUUUAUAGGGGACAGUAUUCCCAGGGUGCAAUUAAACCAAUUAUAUACAUUUGGGGGCUAGGGGGACUUUAGUGUUAAUGGCUUUAGAACUUUAUAAACUUGACUAUAUUUGAUAAUUUGUACAUAAUUGAUAUUCCGUAUUGUAUGUGGGUGUGGAGAGAGAAGUGUUUUUAAACUAUUGGCUUUUCUUUGUACUGCAUUUUAGAGAUUUAACUCCAAUAUUUUUCAGAGAUGUAAAAUAUUCUGCUUUCUAUACACUUGCAUUUUCUGAAACAUUUUUAUUCAAUAAAGCUUUUAAUUUACAUUUGGAAUUUCCAGUAUUUAUUUUC
Molecule: messenger RNA, 3689 nt
Organism: Talpa occidentalis (Iberian mole)
Lineage: Eukaryota; Metazoa; Chordata; Mammalia; Eulipotyphla; Talpidae
Gene: LIMA1
Product: LIM domain and actin binding 1
Exons: 11
Coding region: 103-2406 (767 amino acids)
Biological process (GO): actin filament bundle assembly
Cellular component (GO): actin cytoskeleton; plasma membrane
Molecular function (GO): actin filament binding
Source: RefSeq, a predicted model, not a curated record